Rhodotorula toruloides NP11 is the source of this 822-nucleotide messenger RNA. RefSeq lists its product as uncharacterized. Lineage: Eukaryota; Fungi; Basidiomycota; Microbotryomycetes; Sporidiobolales; Sporidiobolaceae. The coding region runs from base 1 to 822 and encodes 273 amino acids. The transcript is spliced from 4 exons. The record is from RefSeq and is a predicted model, not a curated record.
AUGAACACAGCUGUGCCGCUGCCUGAAACGCUUUCGAAGGCCGUCCAACGCGCGCUGCCUCGAUGGAACCGUCGCCGCUGUGCUACACUCGCCGGGGAAUUGUCGACCCUCUGGUGGGGACUCAGGACGGCAGUGCUGUUGGAUACUUGCUCGCUUUCGGAGGAUGAGGCUGCUGCGCUGGGAUGGGCUCUCCAGGCACUCCAGAAGAACCUAAGCGUCGCUCACGAACCCGUGUCGGGACAGACCCUAGUCUUAAACCGGGACUUGCUGGCGGAGAGAGUCGUCGAGGACGUUACCUUCAUCGAUGUCGGCGGGCGUGAGGCGGUCCUGGUGCGUCCAGCCCGUCCUUACACGGUUCGCAGAGGCCUUGAGAUUGCGCUCCAGCUCGACGGCCCGCCUCCUUCGUUCCGCUCCCUCUUGACCUCCGUCGCCGCCCAUCGCUCCUCCUCUCCCUUCCUCUCCCUCACCCUUCCCUCGCCCGGCCACCCGACAGACCUUAUACCAUUCGUCGGUUUCCUCAUCGACUACCCCGUCGCAUACUGCCUCUCGCACGAAGGAGACGGGAGGAACUGUCUGGGAGGGGAGGAGCUAGUUGUGACGGAGGCGGAGCUUGUCGGGCCCGGCGAGAUGAGGCAACGCUUAUUGGCUUUCUCGUACCCGAUUCGACUCGCUCCCUCGAUCCCGCCCCAGGCCAUUGCCGAGGCGCUCGAGAACAAGCUCCGCGCUCGACUGGCGAAAGCUGCAACGACACAUCCAGAGCUGCAAGGUUGUCGUGUCGAGGUAGGUCAGCGGAACGUGACGCUGGAUCAGGUGGCUCUGUAG